Molecule: messenger RNA, 1160 nt
Organism: Lolium perenne
Lineage: Eukaryota; Viridiplantae; Streptophyta; Magnoliopsida; Poales; Poaceae
Source: RefSeq, a predicted model, not a curated record
AGAUAAAAUUCCAAGGCAUCUGUCAUCAUAUCUGUCCCCGCGCGCCUUCGUGCGGAGACUUUGCAAUGUACAGAUUCGUGCACGUCUCUGCGGAAACGACUGUGAGAAUUGACCCGCCCAGUUUCUGCUUCCCACUACUUAUAUGCACAUUCGCACAACAAAACGAGUAAUCUCAAGCUCUUCCUCUUCAAUGGCCUCUCCGUAUCCGAUCGCCACCGUGCGGCCACCGCACCUAGCUCCCCAACAACCGCCACCACCUCCGCCACCACCAGCGGCGGCGGCUGCAGCGCCGCCAUGGUCGCCGCCGUACGCAAGGUGUCGCACGGCCGACGCCCAUGAAAGGAAGGAGAGCGUGGCGGAGUCGGGCUGCCCCACGGAGGUGGCGGACACGGCCAUCCACGCGGAUCUCGUUGAAGAUGGCAGCGAUGACGACGACGGCUGCGGGAGCUGCGUGGAAGGAAGCCAAGGCAGCCGGGGGCAGGACGACGACGAACCUGCUGGGAGCGACAACUUCGUCUGGUGGCGCCAGCAGAGCAGCAGCAGCGCAUGUUUCUCAUGGGCACUUAACUCCGCCGGUAGAAAGACGACGCGGAACCACGCCGAAGAGAGGGACGACGACGGCGGCGACCCGAAGGCGGCGGUGGCGAGGCGCCAGGAGGAGGAUCGCAAGUUCUGGGAGGAGUGUCUCGGCUCGGGCUACCCCUGACGGCUGUUGCUACAGCAACGACGACAGGAAUGCGUGACGAAUUCAAUGGCGUGCCACCCGCGCAAUUGCGUGUGCGCCGUGCGCCGUGCGCGUGUUCUUUAAUUAUGAUAACCAUAACCAUCUUGAGCAACAAAGUUUGUGCUUUGGACGACGUUGCAAGUUGUAAUUUGGUGCGUGUGCAAGUGACCAGUGGCCUAGUUGCUCAGGAAGUUUGAUUUGUAGUGCGUGUGUCCAGAAACAGUACCGUUGUCUACUUGUCUGUACUCUUAACAAUUUUUUUCUCUUUUGUGACGCACUUACAUCCUACUCCGUACUUCUUUCUAGAAACACAUUACGUCUAGACUCUUAUAAAUGCUUACACACACUCAACCGCCCUAUAAAGGCAUGCACCUUCCACCUUUAUGAGCACCUCCCCGAGCCGAUGGUUUUUAGACAUUCUAAGAGCAUCUCCAGU